AUGGCUGCUAAGGGAAGAAAAAUACCAAAUUAUUCACAGGGCAAUGAAGAAAUUCGUAAUAGUGUAGCGAUGAGUUAUUUAGCGGAAAGUGAAGCGCCACGGGACUUUAGAGUUUCCUCCACAGAAAGUGAUGGACAUUAUACAAAAUGUGUUCUUUGCUACACGGUUAAAAGAAAUUUCUAUUGCGCAGAAUGUGUGAGAAGUGGUAAUUUCGUGCACUCGUCAUUGCCUUAUUCAGAUAAAUUCUCCGACAAGCAAGUAAAGUUAAUGAGAUUAAAGUUAAAUAGGCAGCAUAUAUUGGACAGAUGUGAAAAGUUGCUAGCACCAAAAAUAAAAAAGGACAUCCUGGUGACAGAAACAAAGAGGUCCAGGGACAAGUUAAACUUGUUACGUUUAGCUAUAGACCAAAGAAAGGACAAUAUUAGUGCAAUAAAAAAGGAACUGAGUGAUUUAGUGACUUAUAACAAUGAGUUAAGGUUGAAAUUGCCAAGGUAUCAAAAGCGAGUGUCGAGCUUGGGAAAGCAUGCUCAGUCACAACAAUUUGAGCUGCAAAAGAAAAUCAGUACGUUCAAUGAUCAGGCGCAGACGCUGGCGGCAUUGAGGCGCUCUAGAAUACGGCAGCUGACUAGAUAUAUCUUCCCAGUAUAUAUCAGUUAUGAUUCCAGUGACAGCAUAGAAGAUAUGGAGUUUGUUGGUGAUGAUGCUGAGGAAGAACCACCGAGAAGACCCCAGCUGCACAUUGUAGCUCCAUAUAUUGAUGUUGACGGGGACUAUUCUAAUGUUCAGGCUUGGGCGUCGGCGAAGGCGGAGGCGGGCGGCGUGGCGCCGUGGGCCAACCCGCUGCACCGCAGCAGCGCCGCGCUCGGCCUGUGCGCGCAGCUGCUGGCGCUGCUCGCCUGGACGCUCGACGUGCGCCUGCCGCACGCCAUCGCGCUCGGCGAGGUGGCGGAGGGCGGCGCGCUGCGCUGGCGCUGGGCGUGGCGGCGCGUGGCGGCGGCGGGCGGCGCCGUCGUGCGGGCGCGCGUGUCGGAGAGCGCGUACGCGUCGUGGGCGGGCGCGCUGGGCGCGGAGGCCGAGCCCGACGAGCCCGAGCCGCCCGAGCACCUCUCCUGGCCCGACUCCGCGCAGCUGGAGCUGGAGGAGGCGAGCAGCAGCCCGCCGGCCGCGCCCUCGCUGGUCACCUCGGCCGCCGCCUCCAUCGCCUCCAUCUGGCGCGGCUGGAACAAGUGACACACACACUCUCAGACACACACACACACACACACACAUACACACUCGCACACACACAACUGGACUCUCGUUUCGAUCACGCACACAUACGAUAAUCCCCAACGCUAAGCGGCCGGGCUAAAGUUGUCACUUGUGUAACCCUACUCAUGUAUGUUCUUAAUACUCUGGUAGAAGCGAUAUUAUACGUUCUACUGGAACUUUUCAUUCGUUUACCAUUCCAAUAUGAAUAAAAUAAAGAUGUGUGCGCACACAUCUUCUAACCACACAAACACACACACACACACACACGCACACACACACGACGCAUACGCAAAUUGAAAGUACAUUCAUUGAUGCAUUAAUUUUAGAAUUAUUUAUUUUAUUUGAGUAAAUUGAUACGUUCAUGAACCUAUUUAAUAGGCAUGCUUUAACAUAUUAAAACAAUUGUCAAUAUAACUGCGAUAUAUACUGAGUUUUAAUUACAUCAAAUUAUAUAAAUGUUGAUUUAAUAAAGCUAAAAUAAAUUAAAUUACUUAGAAUUUAAUUCCCUCUGGAAGUUAUUAUAUGGCAAUAAUCCAACAAUGACAAAGUUUAGCGUCAUUUUAUUGAGCAUAUACCAUAGACCUAUCAGCACUUAGAAAAACUAUAGUAAUAAAAAUUCACUGGAAAUACAAGUAUUCACAAAAUCAAGAAGCACGAAAAACAUCAGUCACAUAGUAAUUAAAUGGAUUAGAAAGACUUAACUUUGAACCUUAUAAUAAAAUAAUUUUAGCUUAUACCCAAAUAACAUUAACUCCUCCCACUUCCAAAUAAUGGAAUGUUUCUUAGUCAUAUUUUAAUUGUACAUAUAUUUUUUUAGUUUGUAAUUUAAUAUAUAAAAUAGCGUAUAUUGGUCUGUUUUAAUUUUCAAUCUUGUCAAUUACGGGUAUAAUGUGAUACGGACAAAAUUGUGGGAACUGACGAAAGCUGCAGAUUGAUAAAACUGCGAAAAAAAAAUCUCAAAAUGAGUCUUAUAAGAAACUUAUUAUUCGUUUGUUGAUCUUUAAGUCGCAUUACAUUAUAAACUGUGCCAAACAUAAACAGAGUGAAUGAGUAAGCAAGCUAUAUGAAUGCUCAUGCACGAGAGAGACAACAUGCGAAUUCGAGUAAGUCUAAUGUCAGGUGUCUGUUGGCGCGUAUUUUGACAUAUUCUUUGCGUCUGAAUGAACUCUAGUUAUUUUGACUCAUUUAAAUAUUAAGGGACAAAAAAUGGUUCUGUCUCUUGUCGUAUACAUAUUUCAUAUGUAUUUAUGAUUGGAUCAAAGAUAUAUUACAGUUUUUCCCCGCAGACCACAUACUAAAUCGUCAAUAUGUAAAAAAAAUAUCUUAAUUAUUUUCAAUUAAGUCAUUUAAUAAUAUUUAAUCGUUUUGUGUCACAAACUUAGUGCCAAGCACUUACUCUGUACUUCGAAUGUGACGGGGCUUAUAUUUCUAGCAAUACGAAAACUUCUGAAACACUAGCACAAUUGCUUACAUGCUAAUGCAUGCCGUUUCACAUAAUUCAAAGCAAAAGAAAGAGAUGGAGUAUUUAUUUUCCAUUUACCUUGCAAUUUGCAAUAAUUACAGUGUAGUUGUUAAGAUUGCUUUAUGAAACAUACUGAGCGUGUUUUAAGCUUUAAUAUUGUUGAAUAUAAAUAUAUAUUUAUAGACGUAGAUAGCGAAAUUGAGUUUGUUUAUUUUGUGAUUAUGUAAAUAAAUUUUUGAUCUUUUUUACUCAGAA
Messenger RNA from Zerene cesonia (dogface butterfly), 2968 nucleotides. RefSeq names its product beclin 1-associated autophagy-related key regulator (gene Atg14). Bases 1 to 1230 code for a protein of 409 amino acids. The record is from RefSeq and is a predicted model, not a curated record. Gene Ontology annotation, biological process: autophagosome assembly; mitophagy; cellular response to starvation. The transcript has 8 exons. Gene Ontology annotation, cellular component: mitochondria-associated endoplasmic reticulum membrane contact site; extrinsic component of omegasome membrane; phosphatidylinositol 3-kinase complex, class III. Lineage: Eukaryota; Metazoa; Arthropoda; Insecta; Lepidoptera; Pieridae.